Messenger RNA from Talaromyces amestolkiae, 1332 nucleotides. RefSeq lists its product as uncharacterized. The coding region runs from base 1 to 1332 and encodes 443 amino acids. The transcript has 3 exons. Lineage: Eukaryota; Fungi; Ascomycota; Eurotiomycetes; Eurotiales; Trichocomaceae. The record is from RefSeq and is a predicted model, not a curated record. Gene Ontology annotation, molecular function: oxidoreductase activity, acting on the CH-CH group of donors; flavin adenine dinucleotide binding.
AUGGCUACCAAUUCCCCCAACCCGCUCCCUUUCGCCGAGCCGCCUUACCUCCGUGGCCUUCCUUCCCCAUACUAUACUGCAUCGCAUCUCGCCUUCCAGAAAAAAGCCCGUGCUUUCAUCUACGAGAAUCUGAGCAGACAUGCGCUCGACUAUGAGCGUGAUGGUAUCGUCCCUCAACACGUCUUUGACACGUUUGCCAAGAACAACAUGCUCAUUCCGAAUCUGCCAUCUCCUUUGCCCGUGCAGUGGUUGAAGAGACUAGGUAUCCAUGAUAUUCUGGGUGUUAAGGUUGAGGAGUGGGAUUAUCUGCACACCGGAAUUUACCUUGAUGAGAUGGGUCGAUCCGGUAUUGCCGGUCCUUCUGCAUCGCUCACUGCUGGAAUGGCCUAUGGCAUCCCGCCUCUCGUCAAAUAUGCAUCGCCUGAGCUUCAGGAGAGAGUACUACCAGACUUGUUGACCGGAAAGGCGAGAUCUUGUAUUGCCAUUACGGAACCCGAUGCCGGAAGCGAUGUCGCCAAUAUCACCACCGUUGCCGAGAAGUCACCAGAUGGAAAGGAAUAUAUCAUCAAUGGAACCAAGAAAUGGAUCACCAACGGUAUCUGGGCCGAAUACAGCACUAUGGCAGUCCGCACCGGGUCUCCCGGCUCCGGCGCAGCAGGCUUGUCCCUACUCGUAGUCCCCUUGAAGAACUACCCCGGCGUCUCAAUGCGUCCCAUCAAAGUCUGCGGCACCGAGACUUCAGGCACAACCUACAUCGAACUCGACGACGUGCGCGUCCCAGUCUCCAACUUAGUCGGCACCGAAGGCGCAGGUAUGAAAUAUAUCAUGACCAACUUCAACCACGAGCGACUCUCCAUCGCCGUAGGCGCAACCCGGCAGGCUCGAGUUGCAUUGUCGACUGCAUUCGACUACGUGCUCAAGCGCGAGGCGUUUUCAAAGCCGCUCAUCACGCAACCCGUCGUGCGACACCGACUCGCUAAGGCAGGCGCUGAACUAGAGUCUCUAUCCGCCUGGAUCGAGCAAUUCCUGUUCCAAAUGACAAAGCUGAAAAAGGAAGAUGCUGACCGUGAAUUGGGUGGUUUGACAGCUAUGGCCAAAGCCAAGGCCGGUAUGGUGCUGAAUGAAUGUUCGCAGACGGCUAUGCUGCUGUUCGGCGGUAAUGGUUUGACGCGUACUGGUCAGGGAGAGCUUAUUGAGCGGAUUUAUAGGGAUGUGCCCACGUCGAGGAUACCGGGUGGUUCGGAGGAUGUGUUGCUUGAUUUGGCGGUGAGGCAGUUGGUAAAGAUUUAUGAGGCUGGUAGAAAGCGAUUAGAACGGGAUGCUCAUAUUUAG